Mercenaria mercenaria is the source of this 2425-nucleotide messenger RNA. RefSeq lists its product as uncharacterized. The record is from RefSeq and is a predicted model, not a curated record. The coding region runs from base 66 to 2333 and encodes 755 amino acids. The transcript is spliced from 4 exons. Gene Ontology annotation, molecular function: oxidoreductase activity. NCBI's taxonomy places the organism in Eukaryota, Metazoa, Mollusca, Bivalvia, Venerida, Veneridae.
GGUUUUCCCUGGUAUUAUUGGUACUUUUGUUGCCGACGGUUCCAUGCCAGAUAACAGAGGGUGACAUGCCGAGAGAACUAAUGGAAUGCGUCCGGCUAAAUAAAAAUGAAAAUGGCGUCCCUGGUUCUCCUUACAAUACGACUGACGAUAUACAUACACACUGUCUUCAGUUAUUCUUGUGGAAAGCAGAAAAUGUUCAAUGGAGUGACUUCAACAUCACGCAGAAAGACAGAGAUUUCAUCAACUCUCUCGUAGGAUCGUUUGUUCGCCGUGGUCGGACUCGGACAAAGCGGCAGACCGGGCCAGGAGGGCCAAUGAGACGUGGGCGUAUAUUUCCACAGACAGGCUUCAGGGUUCGACGGGAAUACAGAAGGCUUUCAGAUCCAGAACGAUUUGCAUUUCAUGCUGCAAUUAAUCAAAUGAAAAUGUCGGGGCAGUACAACACUUUUGCCAAUCUGCACCAAGGUAUGGUCGUGACCUCUGCUCAUAAUGGACCGAAUUUCUUUGGUUGGCACAGGGUUUAUGUCGCCUUGGUAGAAGAAGCGUUACGUCGUAUAAACCGCAGGCUAUCACUGCCAUAUUGGGAUUCAACGCUUGACUUUAACAUGAUGAAUCCGGCUAAUUCAAUAAUCUGGUCAACGCCUUUUCUUGGAAAUGGCGACGGGUUUGUCACAACAGGCCCUUUCGCCAACUGGGAAACGCCAGUUGGCCGAUUAACAAGAAAUGUAGGCGGUGGUAGUAGAUUGUUUUCGACAGAAGUUAUACGCGCAAUAAUGACACGCUGUCGUAUAAGAGAAAUAAGCGAACCAACUGCGCAGCCACAGUUUAAUCUCGAGCUUGCUCACGGUGGGCCACAUGUUUGGGUUGGUGGUCAAAUGUCUGGUCUGAAUACAGCGGCACAUGACCCGGUAUUCUUCCUUCAUCACGCAUUCGUUGACUAUAUUUGGGAGAUGUUUCGUAUGAGACAAGCUAGAUUUUGCGGCGUUAAUCCUUCAAGAGAUUACCCCCCUGCAAUGGGUGAACACGCCGCUCAAAGACCUAUGGAUGGGUUUCCUCAGUAUCGGAAUAUCGAUGGAUAUCGUGCCUACUGGACACGCUUUUGGUACAGGUACGAACGUUCACCAACCUGUGCCAGAUGGAGGCCAUUUUGUGGGACUCCGUAUUUACGCUGCGACAUUGGAAGGCAACGUUGUGUUUCAGUUGCACGGAGAGUAACAGCCGCCCCUGCAGGUAUCGCAGGAGCAAGAGCUGUGGCGUUUGGAGGAAGAAACCAACCACAGACAAUGGCUUCUUCAUUGCGAGCUAGAGCACAGGAAUCAACAGUACGUAUUGGCCCUCGCUUUAGAGCACCACCAGCUGAACCAAGAACUCUGGAUGCUCGGAUAGGUAUGACUGGCAGAAGAUUCCGACGAGGUGUUAAUCAGACAAAAGAAAAGAAAGCUGACACUACUGAUAAACUAAAAACGAACAAGCCUUCCAAAGCAAACAUCGGACCUUUGUUUGCUGCCCCGCCAUCUGACGGCCGUACUUCUGACAUUCUAGGUGACGCAUCUGUCGGAGGCGUAAUUGGCUUUGAUCCUAUAGCAGAAUCAGCACUAGCGGGAGGAUUCCUUUUUCCCGAGGCAGAACCACAACCUCUUUUACCAAGUUCUGAAUUUCAGACAACGGCUACAAAUGACAUGCUGAGAGAACCUUUACGGAACACAUUCACUCUGGACGGCCAAACUAAUAUUAACAAUUGGUCCUUUAUCCCUGUCAGAGUCAUCUAUACUAAUGAUCAGCAAAGCCGUUUCCAGAAUUUGCCUGAAUUUAACAACCCAUAUUCACCAUACCACAGUCCGCUUGAUUCUUCAAAAGUUCCCGAUGUUGAAAGAUGCAUUCAGGACCCUUCAGGUGCAAUCCAAGUCAGGGUGCAGUCAAGCGGGCUCAAUUAUUAUGGCACGUUCUCUGAUUACGCUCUAAUUAACACCCAUCUGCCCGUCGAUUCUGCUAUUACCUUCAUUGGAAUCAAGUCUCCAAGUAACUCAACAAGUGAGUUGAUUUUGACAGCUGUCCAUUCCUGCGGUCUCAUGUGUCAAGCGCUUUGUCUAAUUCCAAAUUCAAAUCCCCGAGUAUUUAAAUCAUGCAAUGGAGUGUUGAGGGUAGCCGCAAAUGAUCCAAGUCUUUAUGGUAAUAACUACAAGGAAGCAAUAGCUAAUGCUUGGAAAGGGACACAAUUUAAAAAUCCCUUCACAGAAAACGUAAGAGUUGUCUUCCAUUGUUCAAGUACCGAUAUAUCACCAUGGAUUCCGAACAGCGUGAAACAAACUUCCAAGAGCGCUGCUGUAGCCUAAAAUGACGCCAUCUGUCUGACUUGCAGUUAUGCAUAAUAAACGUUUGACUUCCAGUAAUCAAGAUUAUUUCUUGUUUGUGUAUUGUAAUAAUG